UCAAGUGACAACAAAUUCAACAAUCGUGGAGCCGAGUUUCAAAACUUUCUUUGUGAUUUUAAAUUGUUUUUACGUAAAAUUUACUGCAGUUUUGGAAUAAAUUUACAUCAAUGGCCGAUCACGAUGACUACGAAGACAAACAAUUCCCAGACAACGAUGAAUUUGUACCGUAUGUGACCGGCAGCAACUUAGCACAACGAAAUGGCGCCAAAGUUACUAUUUGGGGAAAAAUCGUAAAAGUAUCAUCAAGCGAAGGAUUUACGAUUAAAACUGUGGAUGACCAGGAAGUGCUUGUGAGGUUGAAAAGCCCUAUCAAUGAACCGCUCGAAGGCUGGUAUGAAAUACACGGUAUGUCCCAAGGAAAGUCUAUACUUUGCGACGAAUAUGUGCCAUUUUCUGAGGAGAUGACGAAAAAUGUUGAUACAGAAGGUCACAAAGCUUUUGCAAAGCUACUAUCAGCCCUUGAUGAUCCUUGGAAUCUCGGUGAAGACAGCACAAAUAUGGGAGGCAUAGAGCGUAUGGAGUAAUGUUAAUCAAACUACUUUUAGUUUUAAGUGUUUAUUUUGGAAUACAAACUGUGAUUUAUA
This is a messenger RNA of Aricia agestis (brown argus), 587 nucleotides long. RefSeq lists its product as uncharacterized. Bases 111 to 527 code for a protein of 138 amino acids. The record is from RefSeq and is a predicted model, not a curated record. Gene Ontology annotation, molecular function: DNA binding. Gene Ontology annotation, biological process: DNA replication; DNA repair; DNA recombination. Lineage: Eukaryota; Metazoa; Arthropoda; Insecta; Lepidoptera; Lycaenidae. The transcript has a single exon. Gene Ontology annotation, cellular component: nucleus.